GUCUCUAUUUUGUUUACUUUUACGCUUAUGGUUUUUCAAUAGUUACAUCAAACAUCCAGUAUUUAGUAAUUAGUAUUUAAACAUUUCAAGCAUUUAUUUUCUCAUAUUUAAUUAUUAUAUACUCGCAUUACUCAAGUCACAAGAUAUCUUGGAACUUUAAGUGUUCAUAUUUUUGUUUUCAAAACUUGCAUCAAUACAUACAUCAUCAUGGCUACUAUGCCAGUUAAUCCAAAACCAUACCUUAAUGGUCUUAUGGGUAAAACUAUAAUUGUUAAGCUUAAAUGGGGUCAUGAAUAUAAAGGCUUUUUGGUGUCCACUGACAAUUAUAUGAACAUACAAUUAGCUAGUGCUACAGAAUUUGUAGAAGGUAGUGAACCUGCUCUAUUAGGCGAAAUAAUGAUUAGGUGUAAUAAUGUUCUUUACAUCCGAUCAGUUGAUGAUGAAAAUGAAGAACCAGAUGCAGAGAUGAAAGAAUGAAUU
Molecule: messenger RNA, 480 nt
Organism: Melanaphis sacchari
Lineage: Eukaryota; Metazoa; Arthropoda; Insecta; Hemiptera; Aphididae
Gene: SmF
Product: small nuclear ribonucleoprotein F
Exons: 3
Coding region: 208-477 (89 amino acids)
Biological process (GO): mRNA splicing, via spliceosome; spliceosomal snRNP assembly
Cellular component (GO): U1 snRNP; catalytic step 2 spliceosome
Molecular function (GO): RNA binding
Source: RefSeq, a predicted model, not a curated record